AUGCCAAAUCAAAUGAUUACCACCUUUCGUAUGUUACCACAAGAAGUUGUGAACCAAAUUCUUGAUUAUCAAACCGAUUAUACAAUUCUUUGCUCAAUGAGAGAUGUCUGUCCAGAGUUCAACAACAUUGUUGACAAUUAUCAUCGAUAUCAGGUACUCACUACACUAGAUCUGGGAUGGAAUCAAAUUGGAAAUGUUGGUGCAAAACAUCUCAGUGAUGCAUUACGACAUAAUACGACAAUCACCACACUACAUCUGGGUUGGAAUCAAGCUGGAGACGUUGAUGCACAACACCUUAGUGAUGUGAUAAGACAUAACACGACAAUUACCACACUAGAUCUUAGAUGGAACGAAAUUGGAGAUGCUGGAGUACAAUAUCUUGCUGAUGCAUUACGAUAUAAUACAGUACUCAUUACAUUGAAUCUUCAACGGAAUCAAAUUGGAGAUGUUGGAGCACAGCAUCUGGGUGAUGCACUUCAACAUAAUACGACACUCGCUACACUAGAUCUCGCAAGUAAUAAAAUCGAAAAUGUUGCGGCACAGCAUCUGAGUGAUAUAUUAGAGCAUAAUACAACACUCACUACAUUAAAUCUCGAAGAAAAUAAAUUGGAUGAAGAUGUAGAACAUCGAAUCAAUGAACUUAUUGAGCGAAAUCAAAGAUUGAAAAAUACAUAA
Messenger RNA from Adineta steineri, 675 nucleotides. NCBI's taxonomy places the organism in Eukaryota, Metazoa, Rotifera, Eurotatoria, Adinetida, Adinetidae. The record is from the annotation of a GenBank genome assembly.